Nannochloropsis gaditana CCMP526 is the source of this 1095-nucleotide messenger RNA. RefSeq lists its product as uncharacterized. The annotation marks the transcript as partial. The transcript has a single exon. Gene Ontology annotation, molecular function: ATP binding; ligase activity, forming carbon-nitrogen bonds. Gene Ontology annotation, cellular component: cytoplasm. Gene Ontology annotation, biological process: tRNA processing. The record is from RefSeq and is a predicted model, not a curated record.
CCUCCGGUUGUUGCCUUUGAUGGCAGAGCUGGCGGGGGGGGAGGAGGCGCUGAAGGCACGCAUGGAAGAGAUGGCGGAGCAGAGCCGGGGCUUGGAGGACUGGGUGGUCCGGGCGGCGAGGGAGUGGGAGGCGCGUCACAGCGCCAUGGCCCCUCUUGACGUGGUGGAUGCAGGAAUCGAGCUCUGGUUGGGCCCUCCUGUCCGCUCUCCCCUCCCCUCUGCCCUGUCUUCUUCCUCGCCCCCCGGGUCGUCGUCCGCUCAGGCGUUAUCAGCGCCCUCCUUUCCUUCGCCGGUGUCUCCCUUUUCGGCCUCCGAGCCGCUCUGGGCCCCACUGCCGCGCUUGCUUCAAGAAGAGCUGCUGCAUCGCCUUGCCGCCAGGGCAAGUAAUGGUGCAGUCAGCCUCUCCUACGCUCAGAUACGUCGCGCCAUGGAGCAGCUUCAAAGGGACGAAGACGAGGCCCAGGGGGGACACAAAAAGAAGCUGCAGUGGCGAUUGGAGAUGGGGAAUGGAUGGUUGUUGGUCCGACAAGGGCAAGUGCUUCGGUUGGUUCAAGAGCAAGCCCAUAGGAACCCCAAGGGGAUCUGGCAGCCGGAAAACUUUCCAGUCUCGCUGCCGGAUGCGGGCGUGGAGUGCUUGCUCCCCACAGGGUGGCAAAUUUCGGCCUCACGCCUGUCGGCAUCUCCCUCUUCUUCCUCGUCCACCGCCCCGGGGUGGAGCAUGGUCCUUCCUCACGUUCCCACAGGGGCCCGGCUCCGGCUCCGGCAUCGUCAAGAAGGCGAUCGAUUUCAUCCACCGUGGCGACAGAGCCCUGUAAAGCUCAAGGAUUUCCUGAGGGCCCAGAAUGUUCCUUUGCAUCGGCGGGAUGAGGUGAUGCUUGUUGUGCUGCUCUCAAACGGUCCUCUGGGCGUCAAGGAGGAGGUAAUCGGCUUGCACCCGCUGGGUUGUGUAGCGGCACCAUCUUUGGAUUCGCAAGCAACAAAUUCAGCAUUGGAACCCUUAGCUAUACGAUUGAUGAAAGCGUAGCGAGGGUUGGGCUUGUACAGACGUGUUCAAAACCAUGUGAUUGUAAUUUAAAAAGGUAAAAUGCCUGUCGG